Messenger RNA from Zychaea mexicana, 1578 nucleotides. Its product is annotated as WD40-repeat-containing domain protein. NCBI's taxonomy places the organism in Eukaryota, Fungi, Mucoromycota, Mucoromycetes, Mucorales, Lichtheimiaceae. Gene Ontology annotation, cellular component: nucleus. The coding region runs from base 1 to 1404 and encodes 467 amino acids. Gene Ontology annotation, biological process: rRNA processing. The record is from RefSeq and is a predicted model, not a curated record. The transcript is spliced from 5 exons. Gene Ontology annotation, molecular function: protein binding.
AUGAUCUCGGCCAUUCAGUGGAUCCGUCAAGGUGCUGCGGCUCAAAACCCCGAGAAAUUCAAGUUUGACGAAAAAGAAUUCGAGCGGAUCAGCAAGAUCACUACAGAUCGUCUUGGCGAUGCAAAGGUUGACCUGAAUGCCGCCCAACAAGCUGCCGCCAUGGAUGUUGACAGUGACAGCGAGGGUGAAGAACAAGAUAACAACAUUAAGGACGAUAUGCAGGUGAAUCCUAACGACCAAGUCAAUGUUGAUGAGGAACAACCCGAAGGUGCUGCCGCUGGCUCGUUCUUGAACCGUAAAGACCUGGCAUACUAUGAUAACCCAGACGAAGAUCCUUACAUCACACUGAAACACGAUGAACAAGAGGAAGCUGAAGAGAGAGAAGAGUUGCAGGUGCUUGCUACUGAUAACCUUUUGCUUGCAGCCAAAACCGAAGAUGAUGUUUCGCAACUUGAAGUUUACGUGUACGAACGGUCCGAAGAAAAUUUGUAUGUCCAUCACGAUAUUAUGUUGCCUUCGUUCCCUCUGUGUCUCGAAUGGCUCGAUUUCCAUUGCGGUGAAAAGGCUGGACAGGAAGGACACGGCAACUAUGUCGCCGUCGGCACGUUUGAACCCGAUAUCGAAAUCUGGAACUUGGAUGUCGUGGAUGCCAUGAUUCCUCAAACAAUCCUUGGUCAACAGCCUGGCGCCGCAAAGCCGAAAAAGCGAUCAAAGAAACCUAAUGCCAAUUACCACGUUGAUGCUAUCAUGGAUAUGUCAUGGAACAAGCAGCACCGAAACUUCCUAUUGUCAUCAUCGGCCGAUGCGACCGUGAAAUUAUGGGAUCUUACCAACUCGACCUGUGUUCAGUCAUACAGCCAUCAUAAGGAUAAGGUUCAAGCCGUGGCAUGGAACCCAGUGGAAGCAACUGCAUUCAUCACCGGCUCGUACGACAAGACGAUAAGUGUAUUGGAUGCACGAGCGCCCGAGAAGGCAACCGCUUGGAAACUGCAAAGCGACGUGGAAUCGUUGGUAUGGGACCCACAUAACGCUACCAACUUUUAUGCUGCUACCGAAGAUGGAAUUAUCCAGUACUUUGAUGUUCGUCAAGCAAAUGGUGCAGCUGGUGGUAAACCAUUGUUCACUCUGCAAGCCCACGAUGGAGCUGUUAGUGCAUUGGAUGUAAACGCUAGCAUUCCAGGAUGUAUCGCUACUGGUAGUACUGAUAAGCAAGUCAAGAUUUGGAACACGACGGAUAAUAAGCCAAACAUGGUUACUAGCAGAAACUUUGAACUGGGUCACAUUUUCAGUGCAAAGUUCUGUCCCGAUGCUCCUUUGGAACUCGCUAUUUCUGGUUCCAACGGCAAGGUACAUGUCUGGGACAUGUCAUCAAAUGCUGGUGUUCGCCAGGUGUAUGGUCAAUAAGCAUUGCCUUAUCUGUACCUUGUUUUAUUAUCUUGCAUCUCUCCCUCUCCCUUGUAUCUCUUCAUUCCAUUUUAUGUUUAACUCUUUCGCAUCCCAUAUAUACAUAAAAGUACAACGCGUACAGCAACAAUAUAUUCUAUUAAUAUCAAAAGUAAAAGAUAAGUUUUAUCGAUA